Messenger RNA from Zootoca vivipara (common lizard), 4300 nucleotides. Its product is annotated as glucose-6-phosphatase catalytic subunit 1-like. Gene Ontology annotation, biological process: gluconeogenesis; glucose 6-phosphate metabolic process. The record is from RefSeq and is a predicted model, not a curated record. Gene Ontology annotation, cellular component: membrane. Lineage: Eukaryota; Metazoa; Chordata; Lepidosauria; Squamata; Lacertidae. Gene Ontology annotation, molecular function: glucose-6-phosphatase activity.
CGAGAGCCGUCGAAGGGUGUAGAGUAGCUUCAGCACGGACCGAAAUAGCUGGCUGCUCCACUAUCGACAGAAUGGAAGUGGGCAUGGACUUUCUCCAUCACUCAGGCAUCCAAGCCACACACUACCUCCAAACAAGCUACCCGGCAGCCCAGGAUUGGUUCCUCUUUGUUUCUUUUGCUGCCGACCUCCGAAACACAUUCUUUGUCUUCUUCCCCAUCUGGUUCCACCUCUGCGAAGCGGUGGGGAUCAAACUCAUCUGGGUGGCUGUGAUUGGCGACUGGCUGAACCUGGUCUUCAAGUGGAUCCUGUUUGGGCAGAGACCUUACUGGUGGGUACGUGAGGCCAGUUUCUACCACAACACCUCAGCCCCUGCAAUCCAGCAGUUCCCUGCUACGUGUGAAACUGGCCCAGGGAGUCCCUCUGGACAUGCGAUGGGUUCAGCCGGCGUGUACUAUGUGAUGGUUACAGCCAUCCUCUCCAUUGCAUUGAAAAACAAGCAGCCAUCAUGGAAACACCGCUUCUUGCAGGCAGCGCUCUGGGCUGCUUUUGCCGUUGUCCAAGUCUGCGUCUGUCUCUCCCGUGUCUUCAUUGCUGCCCAUUUCCCCCACCAAGUUGUCGCCGGUGUCUUCUCAGGCAUGGUGGUUGCCGAAUCUUUCCAGCACAUCCGCUCCAUCUACAAUCCCAGCCUGCAGAAGUAUGUGAGCACCACGCUGUCCCUCUUCUCCUUCGCCCUGGGUUUCUACCUGCUGCUCAAAGUGCUGGGCGUGGACCUCCUGUGGACUUUGGAAAAGGCCAAGAGGUGGUGCGAAAACCCAGAGUGGGUCCACCUGGACACCACGCCCUUUGCCGGCCUCCUGCGCAACUUGGGCAUCCUCUUUGGACUGGGGCUGGCCCUCAAUUCCCCAAUGUACGUGGAAAGCUGCAAAGGGAAACAAGGGCAGCAGCGGGCCUUCCGCCUGGCCUGCAUCGGCGCUUCGCUCCUCGUCCUGCACGUCUUUGACUCUUUCAAGCCCCCUGCUAAGGUGGAGGUGCUCUUCUACCUCCUGUCUUUCUGCAAGAGUGCCGCCGUGCCGCUGGCAGCGGUUGCCCUCAUCCCGUAUUGCGUCUCCCAGCUCCUUACCCAACAAGACAAGAAAACUGUGUAGACGCCAUGCUGUAUUUAUUUCCUAUGAACUUUGAGCAGGCGAAGAGCUACGACGCAAGGCCUCGGGGGCAAAAGGGGACAGUGUUCUUGACGGUCCUCUUAACUAAGUGUGUUCUGCAAGAAGCCAGGAUAUGGUUGUCCCAACUGCCUUCCUAAAAUACCAGCUGGGGUCUCCAUCCAGCGCUGUCCAUAGGUCGUAAUUCCAGUGGCGCAGUUUGGUAACUUUUAGAUUACCAGGGUUCUGCCCGGACACUGAGGUCCAGCGCCGAGGGCCUUCUGGCGGUUCCCUCGUUGCGAGAAGCCAAGUUGCAGGGAACCAGGCAGAGGGCCUUCUCGGUGGUGGCACCCGCCCUGUGGAACGCCCUCCCAUCAGAUGUCAAAGAGAAAAACAGCUACCAGAUUUUUAGAAGACAUCUGAAGGCAGCCCUGUUUAGGGAGGCUUUUAAUGUUUAAUUAUUUUAUUUCAUUUUUCUGUUGCAAGCCGCCCAGAGUGGCUGGAGGAAACCCGGCCAGAUGGGCGGGGUAUAAAUAAUAAAUUAUUUUUAUUAUUAUAUAUGUGCCGUUUCGCUUAUUUCAAAAUGUUGCCGAUAGGCCAGCGCUUCUGCAUUCUGCCCCACCCCCCGACCCUAUAGUCCUGGCCCUGGAUGGCAUUGCUACAUGAGUCUGCCCAGUGCUCUUAUGCCAGGCAAGACAUUUCUCUAGAGAAGUAUUACCUGCAAUUUGUCCGCCACCAGCAAAUGCAGUCACCUGCUGCUCAGUGCCCUCGGCCGAGAUGACAGGCAAAAACUGGUAUCAGCAAGGCGGGGGAGCAAGCAGGGGGAUUCGCUUGGCAUAGUUGGGGCAGAAGAGGAAUAGAAUACAGUGGUACCUCGGUUUAUGAACACAAUUGGUUCCGGAAGUCUGUUCAUAAACUGAAGCGUUCAUAAACUGAAGCGAACUUUCCCAUUGAAAGUAAUGGAAAGUGAAUUAAUCCGUUCCAGAUGGGUCCGCGGCAUUCAUAAACCGAAAAUUCGUAAACCGAGGUGUUCAUAAACCGAGGUUCCACUGUAUAUAUUUCCACCAUUGCCUGUCUUGUGGCAGGAGAGGCAAAGAAGGAAGCAGAGAAGGGAAGUUAUCGGUCCAUCCGUGACAGCCGCCAGCAUUGUACAUGCCUCAAGGGAGGCUCUCCCUAGUGAGCCUGGCUGGUGUUAUGAGGUCAAGUGAUGAACCCCUGUGUGUGUUACGGGGGUAUUUCACAUCACUGAAGGAUUGAUGGUCACUUUCAGGAUGGGGAGGGAGAAAAGAUGGCGAACCCACCUGUGGCCGACCGCAGCCUAGAGAUGACUUUUGUAGAUGUCGGCAUGCCAUAUUUCUAUAUUUGUACCUACAUCUUCUUCUUUUUUUGGUUCUGAAUAAAGCAUGUUUUGUUAGCAAAUGAAUGGCCAGCUUUCUUUUGGGAAAAUAUUUGAAAAUUGAAGUAUUAAAUGUCGUUUAAAAGCUCCCCGUAUCAAUUCCCUCUGCCAGUUAACUAUAAAUGAACUCCUAGCCUUGGUUUAGUGAUGCAAGUUACAGUAUUCCCAGAGCGCUAAACUUCGAGAUGGGUGGGGGGGGACUGCAAUGAUUCUCUAAAACUCCGGUCUCUGCCAGCCCACUUUUUCACUUCUUUUAACUGCUGAAGAAUUAUUAUCCAGUGUUUAUGCGGUGGAUGGGCUACUCUGUGCCCCCAAAAAAUGAUAUCCUGAGACUUUGGCGGUGGUUUCUUCACCUGUUGAGAGGUAGGGGAAGUAAUGCUUGCUGUGCUUAAUUUAUAAAGUACGUUUUAGUACGUUUCCGAGCACAGUUCAAAGUGUUGGUGCUGACCUUUGAAGCCCUAAAUGGCCUUGGUCCAGUAUAGUGGAAGGAGCGUCUCCACCCCCAUCGUUCUGCCCGGACACUGAGGUCCAGUACCGAGGGCCUUGUGGUGGUUCCCUCAUUGCAAGAAGCCAAGUUGCAGGGAACCAGGCAGAGGGCCUUCUCGGUAGUGGCGCCCGCCCUGUGGAACGCCCUCCCAUCAGAUGUCAAAGAGAAAAACAGCUAACAGAUUUUUAGAAGAAAUCUGAAGGCGGCCCUGUUUAGGGAGGCUUUUAAUGUUUAAUAGAUUAUUUUAUUUCAUUUUCUGUUGGAAGCCGCCCAGAGUGGCUGGGGUAACCCAGCCAUAUGGGCAGGGUAUAAAUAAUAAAUUGUUGUUGUUGUUGUUGUUGUUGUUGUUGUUGUUGUUGUUGUUGUUGUUGUUAUUUAAAAUGAAGCUGGGGAUCUAGCUUGCUUUAGAGUACUGGCACUUCAGACCUAAAAUCACUUGCUCCUAAUCAAAGCAGGUUACAGUACUCAUUGGUGAAAGAAAGACACUCUGCACAUGGUCAGAGGCACUGUUUUCUCUUACUCACAUAUUUCAGAACUGAGUCUUGAUUUGUUCCAGAGCUAAUCCUUGGGGCAAGCUAAACCCUGUUUGCUUCCCUGUCAUGCUAAAAGACUAUGUCAACAGUUCAUCAGCUGCCAACUAUUAACUCCCAAUUCCUAGGAUUACCGUAAACAGAGACUGCAAGGGGAAAAGCUGGAGGAAAGGUUAGUGGGUGGGGCACAUUGACUGAGCCACACAGUGCUAGUAUAUGAAGUAACUUAGAGUCCAUCUCCAUUUUUUUAUUUUUUGCUGUGUAAACCAACAAAAAAUUGUGAUUAUUGCAGACCCUCCAAGUGUUCCUAUUUUCCGGGGACAUCCCUGAUUUAGAGAAGCCAUCCCAGUUUCUGAUUUGAUCCCAGAAUGUCCAAUUUUUCCUUAGGAUGUCCCUAUUUUCAACAGAGAAAUGUCGGCGGGUAUGGAAUUAUCCUCCUUCUUCUUUGGCGAUCAGUCGUAGCCGAGUAAGAUUGUCUUCCAUAAACAUGGUUUUAACAAUGAGUCCGUAGGUGACUGUGGAGGCCAAUUCUGGAUCCGCACGUCCUUCCACAGUGGGGACAUUGGUUUCCAGGCGGGAGUUGAUCACGGUGUGGAUUUGCCAAGCGUGCCUUCCUCUUAGCACGUUUCUCCCUUGCGUCCUGAGAUCGAGUGCGUUCAAAGCCCACUUGGGUAGCCCUGCAAUAUAAUAAAGGUAAAGGUAAACGGACCCCUGACCAUUAGGUCCAGUCGUGACCGACUCUGGGGUU